This is a messenger RNA of Balearica regulorum gibbericeps (East African grey crowned-crane), 369 nucleotides long. Lineage: Eukaryota; Metazoa; Chordata; Aves; Gruiformes; Gruidae. The record is from RefSeq and is a predicted model, not a curated record.
CGGGUGGUGGAGAUCCAGUCGCAGAUGUCGGAGCGGGCUGUGGAGCUGCUGGGACUGCCUGAGAACCGGCCGUGCCUCCUCCUGGACGUGGGCUGUGGCUCCGGGCUGAGUGGGGAUUACAUCUCGGACGAGGGUCACUACUGGAUUGGCAUGGACAUCAGCCCCGCCAUGCUGGAUGUGGCUGUGGAGAGGGAGGUGGAAGGAGACCUUCUCCUUGCAGACGUGGGUCAUGGCAUUCCCUUCAGGCCUGGCAUGUUUGAUGGCUGUAUCAGUAUUUCCGCAGUGCAGUGGCUUUGUAAUGCUGAUAAGAAAUCACACAGUCCUUCAAAACGCCUUUAUCGAUUCUUCUCAACUCUUUAUACUGCCUUG